AUGGCGGCGGCGGCGGAGCGGCUCUUCUCCCUGGAGCUGCUCGUGGACUGGGGCCGGAGAGGGACGUUCGCCCUGCGCAGUGCCGACGGCCGGCGCGUCGGGGACCUGGCGCUCUUCUACCGCCUCCGGGACCUCGGAGCCGAGCCCCCCAAGCCCGCCUCGGAGCCCGAGCCCCCCAAAUCCCUCAUGGAUCCGGGGCUCCCUCCCGAGCUCCCCGACCCCCACCUGGACCCGGGGACCCUGCCCGAGCCCCCCAAGCCCACCCUGGAUCCGGGGCACCCGCCUGAGCCCCCCAAGCCCGCCCCGCCGGCCCAGCCCGUGAGCGCCCCGGGCGGGCCGGGGAAGGCCGGCCCCGAGAGGCCCCUCCUCCGGGCCGCCAGCCCGCCCAGUCCCCAAGGCGUGGAGCUGGAGUUCGCAGCCAACACGUUUUGCCCCCCUCCGCUAUAUUACACCCGCCAGACCCGGGGAAGAGCGCCUCCUGCGCAGGCCGAGAUCACCAUGGAGCCCCCGGGUGGAGCUGCCCCGCCCGAGGGUACUCUUCCCGAAGCCCGGCCUGCAGACCCACCCUGGCCCCCACGUCCCCAGGGCCACGUGAGUGCGGAGGGGCCUCAGGGGCCUCCGUUGCCGGCGGCCGCCCCUGGGGUGCGGGACCAGGGGGACCGCCCGCCCAGCGAGCAUGCCGCCUUCGACACCCUGAGGCAGCUGCCUUUGCUGAACGCCUUGUUGAUCGAGCUGUCGGUGCUGUACAACCGGCCUGUGGCCAGCCCCACCCAGGUGCACCCGCACCUGGCCUGGCUGUACCGGAUGGAUGAGAAGGCGCCGCACCCCAAACCCAGCCAGCCUCAGCCGGACCAGAAGGAGGCCAGUUCCAUGGGCAGACAGGAAAAGACCACAAGUCCGCAGUGCCCAAAGAGCCUGGGUGAAAGCUUGAAGAAGGGAAGAGAGCUUGAGAAGAGCAGCGGGGGCCUCCCCAGAAGAGGCGCCGGGGGGAGGCUGCUGUACGGCCUGACAAACACCCUGCGACUGCGUUUGCGGCAGACAAACCCCGGCAUGCUGAUGGUCCAUGAGAAGAGAGAGCAGUACCGGAAAAGGCAUGCGCAAACCUGGGGCACCCAAGUCAGGAUUCCAUCAGGCCAGGUCAAGUCCUUAAGCCUUGCGGAGCCAAGUCAGAGGAUGAUGCACACAGUGCCCAAAGAGAGGCAUUUACCUCCUGGUAGUUCUUCGGUUGAGAGCAGUGAUGCCUCCAGGUCAGUCGGGAGAGUUCCUGGUGAGCCCAGCACUGCCCAGCGGGAACAGAGAGGAGCAGCUGACAAUGCCACCAUCGACAGUGGUGACCACAGGAGAGGCAGUGCUCCCCUGGGACUAGUCGACAGUGGUGAUCACAGCAGAGGCAGUGUUCUCUUGGGACCAGUCGAGAGUGGUGAUCACAAGAGAGGAAGUGCUCCCUUGGGACCGGUCCACAGUGGUGACCACAGGAAAGGCAGUGUUCCCUUGGGACUGGUGCACAGUGGUGACUACAGGAGAGGCCCCUGGGGAACGACUGUGAGCCCUGUGGAUUCCAUUACUUCAGAAAGACCCAGACACACAAGCACUUGGGGAGGAAAAUUGGACAUGGAAGGCCAGAGCCCAUGUGUUUUCCCACAGGAUGCUAUUGGCCAAAUUGUAGGUAGGGAAAUAAAUCAUGGGCAGGUCAGAACCACAGACACUAAAACUCUCAGUGCUGGUUUGACUGACAAUACACGGAGUAAAAAUAACUGCUGUGAAAACAUCUUAGAGCCUGAGUCCUCAGAUGACUUCACCAGCCCUUGCUAUUCUGAAGAUUUCUGUACCCCGGAGGACACCAGCAAAAGUUGGCAAGCCCACGAUUAUAGCAGUGCAGGGGCAACAAGUCAGAAACAUAGUGUCUGUCCAAGUAAGUCUAGUGAAGCAAGAUUGUCCCUGAGAAAAAGUAGCAGUGAGAAGAGUUCUCUGCUCAGUCCACCCUUUUCAGCUGGGUCACCAGUGCCCUCACACAGCAGAUCUCAUGUUAAGACUCCAGAUAAAAGCGUAGAGGAUGUGUCAAGCAUCUCUUCCAAUGAUUUAUCUUCAUCAUCCUGGACUAAGAAGAACAGACACCACAUAGAUCAAACUAGUCUGUGUAAUUCCAAGAGUGUAAAGACAGGUCAGGACAUCUCCAUUAGACAUAUAGCAGGGGCUGGUUGCCAGUCUGUAGAUAGAAGCCAGUCACCCCGGACGUCACAGGUGAGUUCCUAUCUGCCAUCUAAUUUGUCAGAACUCCAACUCAAGAACCUGGAGAGCAGUUCAUCUGAUCACUUUGAAGAUGAUGAUGUUUGUUCACUGAACACUUCCAAGCAAUACAGAGACAUCUGCGAAUUAGUAAUAAACAAGCUUCCAGGAUACACAGUGUGA
Molecule: messenger RNA, 2409 nt
Organism: Dipodomys ordii (Ord's kangaroo rat)
Lineage: Eukaryota; Metazoa; Chordata; Mammalia; Rodentia; Heteromyidae
Gene: Map10
Product: microtubule-associated protein 10
Exons: 2
Coding region: 1-2409 (802 amino acids)
Biological process (GO): mitotic spindle midzone assembly; positive regulation of cytokinesis; cytoplasmic microtubule organization
Cellular component (GO): midbody; centrosome; mitotic spindle midzone
Molecular function (GO): microtubule binding
Source: RefSeq, a predicted model, not a curated record